Heterobasidion irregulare TC 32-1 is the source of this 618-nucleotide messenger RNA. RefSeq lists its product as uncharacterized. Lineage: Eukaryota; Fungi; Basidiomycota; Agaricomycetes; Russulales; Bondarzewiaceae. Gene Ontology annotation, cellular component: ribosome. The transcript has 3 exons. Gene Ontology annotation, biological process: translation. Bases 137 to 478 code for a protein of 113 amino acids. Gene Ontology annotation, molecular function: structural constituent of ribosome. The record is from RefSeq and is a predicted model, not a curated record.
GUCUUUACGCGCGGAAGGAGGUCUCCCGUUCUAGGCAUAGACACUAACUUGUCCUCACCGAACCUCUCGUCCUCUUCCAAACCUCCGUCUCGCUCGUGCUCGUGCUCGUGCUCUUGCAUGCCCAGAAAUUACCGCAAUGGCCCAACGUGUCACCCUCCGCAAGCGCCAGCCGUACAACACGACGUCGAACCGCCGACGCAUCGUCAAGACCCCUGGCGGCGUCCUCCGCUACCACCACAUCAAAAAGCUCGCGACCGCGCCCAAGUGCGGCGACUGCGGCAGCAAGCUCAGUGGGAUCCCUGCGCUCCGCCCGCGCGAGUACGCGACGAUCUCCAAGACUCAAAAGAACGUCAGCAGGGCGUACGGCGGGUCGCGAUGCGGAACGUGCGUGCGGUCGCGCGUCGUCCGCGCUUUCCUUAUCGAGGAAGCGAAGAUUGUGAAGCGGGUCAUCAAGCAGCAGACGUCUUCGCGCAAGUAAGCGUGUCUUGCCCCCGAGCCGUUACACCCCCCUGCUUCAUACGACAUGCACAUCGCGAUCACUUCGAGAGAGCGAGGAUGGGGGUAGUCCACUUAUGCUGAGAUACAUGCGUUUUCAUUUCUAUUUGUUUUUACGUUGUC